Messenger RNA from Macadamia integrifolia, 2975 nucleotides. RefSeq names its product DDT domain-containing protein DDB_G0282237-like. Bases 363 to 2516 code for a protein of 717 amino acids. The record is from RefSeq and is a predicted model, not a curated record. NCBI's taxonomy places the organism in Eukaryota, Viridiplantae, Streptophyta, Magnoliopsida, Proteales, Proteaceae. The transcript is spliced from 12 exons.
GCCUCCGAGAAUAGGGGACGAGCAAAGCCCGCAGAGAGGCAUUCUCUCCUCUUAGAAAGAAAGACUGAAGGAGAGAAACUGCAAAGAAGAGCGGUUCUUCUUUCACUCGCCUCCGUUUCUUCUCUUACAAAUUCAUAGCCUUCAGACUCGAUUCUACUAUUGUCGUGUUUGUUUGAAGUUUGUGAAUGAAUCUCCGGUUGACGAGCUCUAGUUUGAAUGCCUUCGGAGAGAAAAGCUUUGGUCGAUACAGAGCUAUCGGUAGAGCUCUCAUUUGAAGCUUCUAGUGCUGAAAAUGGAGGUAAACUCCAAUACAAGGUCUUUCUUUUCUCUGGUCCUUGCAGAUGGUGUUAGACUGAAUUCAAAUGCCUCUUUUCAAAAGAAAGCCUUUUUCCCUGGUGGUACCACCCAAUGAUCUGGAGUGUAAUGAGCAAGUUUUCCAAGUUCGUUUCACAAAGGAGAUAUUUCGUGAUUAUCAAGCUUAUCUGAAACGGAUAAAUCUAUAUCGUCAGAGAGUAUGGACAUGUAAAGUUACUGGGAAAACAAAUUUAACUUAUGAAGAGGCUUUGGUCUCAGAGCAACGUGGAAUAGAAAAGGUUCAACAGUUCCCAAAGGAACUAACGAUACCUGUCUUACAUAUGAUCCAAUUCAGCAUGCUCAAGUUAAAAGAUCUUGUAAAAUCAAUCUGCACCAAGUUGCAAGAUCAAUAUAUAGAGGGCUUGGAGCUAUAUGGAAGAAAAGAUAACCGUGUUCAACCAUGCAAAAUACUGAAGGUUCUGGAUGAGGAUCUUGAAAAAGUUCAUUAUGAAGUAGGAUGGCUUGACAACGAAAAGAAUGUAACUGACACUUCGAUAGUAAAUGCGGAUGUUCUGAUAGGGAAGAAGCUGCCUUUCACUAGAAAUGUUCUUAAGUCAUUUAUUAGAGAAUCCACUUCAAGAAAUUUUCCAUGGGUGGUUCACGAUAAAUUGGCAAAGAAGCAUGGAGUUUCCACUGAACCUCCAGAAGAGCUGAGAGAUAAACUCUCCAUUCAGGAUGGAAGUCUUGGAAGGAAUAAACGCAGGAAAACUGUCUCAGAUACUAAAAUCCAAAGGACCAGCAAAAGGAAAAAAUUGGACACUGAAAACUCUGAAGACUUGACCAUGAGAAAAAAGGCAAGGAAAGAAAUUGAAAAACCUAACGAGGAACCAAUUAGAUAUCCAAUCGAUGAUCUUUUGGUUCAACCUGGAGCUGAUGAUCCAGUUUUCAAUGAUCGCCCUUCUCCAUCAAGGAAUUUUGGUGUUCCAGUGGACUGUGUUGGGGAUCUUAUAAUGGUUUGGGACUUCUGUUCUUCAUUUGCCAGGUUGUUGAAUUUGUGGCCAUUCUCCCUUGAAGAUUUUGAAAAUGCAAUUUGUCACAAGGAUAACAAUCUUAUUCUCAUAGUGGAAUCACAUUUGGCACUUCUUCGUUUGCUAAUGAAAGAUGGGGGUGGCUACUUAAUGGUUAUACAGAAAAAAAAGCGGAAACCGAAGAUUACUCUAACAAAUUGGAUGGAUUAUUUGUGUGACUUCUUAGAGAUGGAAGAUAUACCAGAAUUAUCCACUCAUAUAGGAACAAUAAAACGGGGUCAUUAUGGACUUUUAGAUCCACAAGCUAAACUGAGUAUCUUGCGGGAGCUGAUUGAUAAAGCCCUUGCAGCAAAUGCUAUCAGGGAGCAGUUGGAUACGUAUAUUGAACAACAUCAAGCACUUGCAGCCACAAAGAGGGGAGAGGCAUUGGAGGAAGGUAGAAAGCGGAGAGAAGAAAAGGAACUUUUGAAAGCAGACCCUGACAUCAAAGAAGUACUACUCAGUAAUAUCCUUGAGAAUGGGAAACACAGCUUGAACAUAUCUGAGAAUGGUGAUAGCAACGGAACAAUUGGAGAUUUUCCAGAAAAAGAAGAUGGGAAGGAGGGGAAUCAUGCAUCUGAAAACAGUGAAAGUCAUCAUGUGAACAUGGCAUCAAGAAAAGUUAACAAGAAAAAGAAGAAUUUGAAGGUCGCUAUAGAGACCAAGCAAGUGCCAUCUAGUAUGGAGAAACACAAAAAACAACUGCCAUUGAAGAAGGAUAAAGAAAUGGAAGCUCAGGAGAAGAAAAGUAAAGAGCAAAGGAAGGAACAUCUUGAGCGUGAAAUGGAGAAACGCUUCGUUCGUACCAACCCUCUGGGGAAAGACAGAAAUUAUAACAGGUAUUGGUUUUUCCGGCGUGAUGGGAGAGUCUUUGUUGAGAGUUCUGACUCUAAGAUAUGGGGAUACUACAGUGCGAAGGAAGAGCUUGAUGCAUUGAUGGGUUCACUAAAUUGUAAAGGGGAGAGGGAGAGAGCUCUUAAAAAGCAGCUUGAAAAGUGCUAUAGCAGAAUAUGCCCGGCGUUGCAUAGGAGAUCAAGGGAUAUUGCUCAAAAGAUUGCAUUGGAUGAGGCUGUUCUCCGACGGUCAACACGUGUCCCUCCAAGGGACAACCCAGCUUUGGCAUUUCUCCGGUAUGUCAACAAGUGGAAGGACUGACACCUGGAGAAUUAGGAAACCGAGCUGUUUCUUCUAGGUUAAGCGGAUGCAUGGUAUGAGAAGUUUAUUAUCCUUGAUUAUUUUCUUCGGCGGUACUAUUUUUGGGGAGCUUUACGUUCCAGUGCUGUCGUGAUGGACACACAUUUGAUUGGGAAUCUAUAUAGAAGAAUUUUUUUACAACAAAUACAGCCAAGGACAGCUGGCUUGACAAACUUCUCCUGAGGACCAGGUAGAAAGUACUUGGACCAAACCUCUUAAAUGCUUUCUAGAAUUGUUCUGGUUACUCGCUGUCAAUUUUGAUGCGAUGAAAUACCCUUCACUUGUAAACGUAUCUUGAGCAAAACUGUUAAUCCAAUUUAUUCAGUAGAAUACUCAUUAAUUAUAUGUAGAAUCUCACAUUAACCUCCGAUAAAACCUGAUUCCUAUUAUCAAUGAUUAUAUCAAUCAUUUUCUAUAAAA